GCGGGCUCGGGGUGCGAGCCGGUGCCGCGGGGCCGGACUGUACCCGGCCCCGCUCCGGACACUCCGGGCCCGCCCGGCCCCUCACCUCCUGGGCAGGGAGCGCCGCCGCACAGAGAAGAUGAUCGAUACCCUGGCGAGCGGCGAGGCUCGGGACCUGCUGCUGCAACUCCCCGCAGUGCUGGAGCAGGAGCUGCGGGCUCAGCCCCGGGCCGCCGGCCUCAGGCUGCUCGAGGCUGCCCACGACAAUGGCCUGAGAAUGACCGCACGGCUGCGAGACUUCGAAGUGAAAGAUCUCCUCAGCUUAACUCAGUUCUUUGGCUUCCACACUGAGACGUUCUCACUAGCUGUGAAUUUCUUAGAUAGAUUCUUGUCGAAAAUGAAGGUACAGCCUAAACACUUGGGUUGUGUUGGACUCAGCUGCUUCUACUUGGCUGUGAAGGCAUCAGAAGAAGAGAGAAAUGUGCCCUUUGCCACUGACCUAAUUCGAAUAAGCCAGUAUAGGUUCACUGUUUCUGAUAUGAUGAGAAUGGAGAAAAUCAUAUUGGAGAAAUUGUGUUGGAAAGUCAAAGCUAUUACAGCCUUCCAGUUUCUACAGCUCUAUCAUUCAUUCAUUCAUGAGAAUUUAAGCUGUGAAAGGAGAAUUAAUUUUGAGAGACUUGAGACACAGCUUAAGGCCUGUCAUUGCAGAAUCGUGUUUUCUAAAGCCAAGCCUUCGGUGUUGGCACUGUCUAUUAUAGCACUAGAAAUAGAAGAACAAAAAUUGCUGGAGUUGACGGAGACAUUGGAAUUUCUGCAGUUACAUUCCAAGAUAAGCAACAGAGAAUUGACCUUCUGGAAGGAGCUAGUGCUUAAGUGCCUUAUGGAAUAUUCCUCAAGCAAAUGUUCCAAGCCAAAUGUGCAGAAAUUAAAAUGGAUUGUGUCUGGACGUACAGCUCGGCAGCUUAAACAUAGCUACUACAGAAUAACACACCUUCCUACCAUUCCAGAGACCACCUCAUAAUGGGAGUACAAUAAAAUGAAAAAACCAUCCUGUGACCUUGUCAACAGGCACAUGAAUAUUUGAGAAACAGUCUGAACCGUGAUCUUAAUAAUGAAGAACUCGACUCAUGGAAAGAAUAUGUAACAUUUCAGACUAAAGGUCCUUCCAGCAAAUACCAGUUCUUUUCAUGAUGAAGUCAACAGGAGUUUGUUUUCAGUCUUACUUGGUAGACUGUUUACUAGUCGGUGAAAUAACACAAUCCCAAUACAAGGAACUUUAACACCUUGUAGUUUGUAGAGCAGCUUGUGUAAUCUAACCUUGGUUUACAGUAAUUGCAGGUGCUUAAUUAGGUAUUCAUUUUUAAACCCUGGUUCACUUUCUGAGGAUUAUGCAAUACUAGGAAAAUCUGAUGUGCAGUGCUGCAAUGGAUUAAGAAAAGAAAGACUAAUCCCAUUCAAUAUUGACGACAACAGAAAUGACUGUCAGCUCACCUGGUGUGCUGUUUGGGCAGUGCCUUGUCCACAUGUUCUUGCCAGGAUGGGCACUGGCCUCCUACUACAAACACAUUAAACAUUAGCCUAGGUGAUAGCCACUGAACAUGUUGAGUAGGUAGAGCAGGAGAAAAGAGAAACUUCACUGUGCUUCUCUAGGAAAGACAGUCACUAGCACAGCAUCAGUAACUGCAGUACUUGGUAAGAGCUGUAGUUUACCAAUGCCACGAGUUAUCUCAUUGAGUGUAGAAGCUUGGUGAUAGCUAAUGAAGACUAAGAAAAAUAACUGGGUCACAUGUAACCCUUUCAUGCCCUAAAUCUGACAUAAGAUUUCCAGAAUUUUGCUGUACUAGAGGUAAAUGCUGAUGCUGAACAGGCACAUUUUUAGAGUCGGAGCAGGGCUAGUUCCCCAUCUUGGCAUGUGUGUAGGAGCAAUCCAGUCGAGAAACAUUGAAGAUUUCUUCAACUCUGAUCUCUUUGAGCUCUGUAAAACACAACUGUUCUGAAGACCAGGUCAGUAUUUGAGGCAUUCAUGCUUCUAGUGCUAACAAGGAAGUGAAUAAUAAGAAUGUAUUAUUGUAUGUUAGAUGAAAAGAGGUUCUGGGAGAGUGUUGCUAAUGUCCUCUUGAAUUCUGCGUCACUGUGGGACAGAGGCUGUUUGCAACAGGCUGUUAAACCUGAUUGUCAUAUGAACUGAUGGAGUGGAGAAGGAGAGAUCAAGAGUGUGGGAUGAGGUAUUAGCCAGCCAACCCUUCCCUGUAAUGGUACCAGCUGAGGUGGAAACUAUUCUUUGCAUAUCUCAGACUAGUUAAAGCUUUCACAGAAGACUCCAUACCAAAGCUCUCUACUGGACAAAUCAAGUCUUCUCAUGAGCUCAUGAGAGUGAUUGCACUGCAAAACGUGUAACUGGGUAUCACACCUGUCAGUGCUGCCUGGGCAUUGUGCUGGCCUGUGCAAAGUGAUUCAAAGGUGUGGUCAGCCUGCUGGGAGAGGAUGAAAUGUGCAAUUCUAAUUGUCCUGUCUCAAGAUAAGUACCUUUAAAUUAAACAUUGAAAUGUGCUUAACUAA
Pseudopodoces humilis (Tibetan ground-tit) is the source of this 2538-nucleotide messenger RNA. RefSeq names its product cyclin G1 (gene CCNG1). The record is from RefSeq and is a predicted model, not a curated record. NCBI's taxonomy places the organism in Eukaryota, Metazoa, Chordata, Aves, Passeriformes, Paridae.